This is a messenger RNA of Nipponia nippon (crested ibis), 1614 nucleotides long. The record is from RefSeq and is a predicted model, not a curated record. Lineage: Eukaryota; Metazoa; Chordata; Aves; Pelecaniformes; Threskiornithidae.
AUGGAGGGGUCAACUUUGCAGCUCCCAACACAAGUCAAGUCUGCUCCUACUGCUGUUGGACUUAGAAGAAAGAAUAUAUACGCUGGAACAUCCAGCAUGAUUACAGAGCAAUAUGCAGAUGAUGGGCUCAUUGGUCGUAGCUGGGCCAUGGUGUUUGCUGCUGGAGGCUUCAAAGUGAAACUUUAUGAUAUUGCACAACAACAGCUAACAAGUGCACUGGAAAACAUUCGCAAACAAAUGAAAGAGCUGGAGGAGUCGGGAUUCCUGAAAGGAGCUUUGAGUGCGGAGCAGCAGUUGGCUCUCAUUAGCAUCUGUACAGACCUAAAGGCAGCAGUAGAGGGUGCUACUUUCAUUCAGGAAUGUACUCCGGAGAACCUGGAGCUGAAAAAGAAGAUUUUCAGUCAGUUAGAUCUUCUUGUUGGGGACAAUGUUAUCUUGAGCAGCUCGACCUCUUGUCUCUUACCCAGCAAAUUGUUCACUGGCCUUAAACAUGUUAAGCAGUGUAUUGUGUCACAUCCUGUAAAUCCACCUUACUUUGUGCCGUUGGUUGAAAUUGUUCCUCAUCCAGAAACAGAUCCUUCUACUACAGAGAGAACGUAUGCUCUGAUGAAGAAGAUUGGUCAAUCUCCUGUCAAACUAAACAGAGAAAUUGAGGGGUUUGUUCUGAAUCGGCUCCAGUAUGCAGUGAUAAGCGAAGCCUGGAGACUUGUGGGUGAAGGAGUAGUAUCUCCUACUGAUCUAGACCUUGUGAUGUCUGAUGGAUUGGGAAUGCGGUAUGCAUUUAUUGGACCUCUGGAAACCAUGCAUCUUAAUGCAGAAGGUAUUUCAAAUUAUUGCGAAAGAUACCGUGAUGGUAUGAGACGUGUUCUGAACACCUUUGGACCAGUUCCAGAAUUUUCCGGUGAAAUUGAGCAGAAAAUCAAUCAGGCAAUGUCUGAAAAAAUUCCAGUUGUUCCAAAAGUCCUCGAUGCCAGGAGAAAAUGGAGAGAUGAAUGUCUCACUGGUCUUUCCAAACUGAAAAAACAAAUGAAAUCUGACUGGAGUGCACCUUGUCUAACAGGAGAAACCAAAUGAAGAGCAGAUCUUCAUAAAAAGUGGAAAUUUUUGGUCAUGCAGAAGAGGAGACUGAAUGUGCAACCAAUGAUAAGCACAAAUGUAGAGACCAAUGAAACAUUUGGUCCAAAUUUGCUGUGACGUAAUUCAUGAAUAACUGGAAACAGUUAUUAAAAAGUUCAGUUAAAAUUUAUCAAAUUAUUAUAUAUAUGCAUUAGAUGUGCAAGCAUUAAGUAGCUUUAGCAAUAUUAAUAUUGUGCAAUGCUGGAACACAAUCAUGUUUUAAAUAAUGCAUUUUUCAGCUUACUUAGGAAUUCAGCACUUGAACAAUAUUUGCUUAUGCAGGGAUCCAAAAUAAGCAAACAUCAGCUGCUUGUCACUGGAGAAAAUAAGCCCUCACCCACCUAUCACUGUGACAGCAAGGUUAAUUUGUAAAGCACUGACUGUAGAUAGGAGAAGGUUGUGUUGAGCGAAGAGUAGAUUGAGUGGCUGGUGAGCUGAGACCUCAGCAGCAUUAAGGAUCACUUCAACUUAGCUCUGUAACUGUUCCACAAUGUAGGG